CACUUCCAUUUCCUCCACCAACGUGUCUCCAGUCUUCGAAACUCACCGUCAACAGCAUGUCUGAUUCAGAAAGCUCAACCCACGCUGUUAGCCCCAAGGUCGGUACCGUUGCAAGACCGCCAGGUGCGCAGGUUCGGCGGAGGGCAGCAAACACGCAGGUAAAACCGAAUUCAACGCGUGCAGCAGGAGCUGGCGGCUCUUCGGGGACAAUGCUGAAACUUUACACUGACGACUCACCAGGGCUGCGAGUAGACCCAUAUGUCGUCCUCAUACUCUCGUUGGCGUUUAUUGGAUCCAUCUUCUUUUUGCAUAUUUCCGCCAAAAUAAUCCGGUCUUUCACCAAGUGAUAGCCUUGUAAUGGACACUUUUAUGCACUUUUGACUAUAUCCCGCAUUGCGGAACAUGUGCACUCAGCGCUUGCGUCGUAUGACAUGCUGUAAAACAAUUUAUCGCAGAGUGAGGCGCUGCGUACCCUCUCGUCGUCCAGUUGCCUGCACUGUCUGGGCGAAACUGUUGUUUUCCACUGUCUGCCAAUUAGUCCGACAUCCAGAGAACACAUUGCACGGUGAGGCGCUGUAUAUCCUCUCGUCAUUCAAUUGCCUGGUGGGAUAAUGUGGAUUGUCUUGGCGAGAUCCCACCGCUUUCCAAUGUCUGCUGCUUAGUUCUGCAUUCUGAAGAAGUUGCAGACCGGGAGACUUACCUCGGUCGAGUUGAGUGGGGCCAAUUCUUUCUUUCCAAAGACACCCCUCGAGUUCAUUGACAUCGUCCUUUUCAUAUCUUCACUCGCUAACAUGG
Molecule: messenger RNA, 795 nt
Organism: Suillus discolor
Lineage: Eukaryota; Fungi; Basidiomycota; Agaricomycetes; Boletales; Suillaceae
Product: Pre protein translocase Sec Sec61-beta subunit
Exons: 4
Coding region: 57-347 (96 amino acids)
Biological process (GO): intracellular protein transport
Cellular component (GO): Sec61 translocon complex
Source: RefSeq, a predicted model, not a curated record